Molecule: messenger RNA, 1508 nt
Organism: Coregonus clupeaformis (lake whitefish)
Lineage: Eukaryota; Metazoa; Chordata; Actinopteri; Salmoniformes; Salmonidae
Biological process (GO): nucleosome assembly
Cellular component (GO): nucleosome
Molecular function (GO): structural constituent of chromatin; protein heterodimerization activity; DNA binding
Source: RefSeq, a predicted model, not a curated record
CUAGCGAACACACCAUGUCUGGAAGAGGCAAAGGCGGCAAGGGACUCGGAAAAGGAGGCGCCAAGCGUCACCGCAAAGUUCUCCGCGAUAACAUCCAGGGAAUCACCAAACCCGCUAUCCGCCGUCUGGCUCGCCGCGGCGGCGUGAAGCGUAUUUCCGGUCUGAUCUACGAGGAGACCCGCGGUGUCCUGAAGGUGUUCCUGGAGAACGUGAUCCGUGACGCAGUCACCUACACCGAGCACGCCAAGAGGAAGACCGUUACAGCCAUGGACGUGGUCUACGCUCUGAAACGUCAGGGACGCACCCUAAACACAACCCUCCACGCCCUGAACAGUGGGAGAAGCGCCAUGGCCAGAACCAAGCAAACAGCUCGCAAAUCCACCGGUGGCAAAGCCCCCAGGAAGCAGCUUGCCACUAAGGCUGCUCGCAAGAGUGCCCCGGCCACCGCGGUGAAGAAGCCUCACCGUUACAGGCCCGGCACCGUGGCUCUGAGAGAGAUCCGUCGUUACCAGAAGUCCACUGAGCUGCUCAUCCGCAAGCUGCCCUUCCAGCGCCUGGUCGAAAUCGCCCAGGACUUCAAGACCGACCUGCGAUUCCAGAGCUCCGCCGUGAUGGCCCUGCAGGAGGCUAGCGAGGCUUACCUGGUCGGCCUGUUCGAGGACACCAACCUUGCCAUCGAACACACCAUGUCUGGAAGAGGCAAAGGCGGCAAGGGGCUCGGAAAAGGAGGCGCCAAGCGUCACCGCAAAGUUCUCCGCGAUAACAUCCAGGGAAUCACCAAACCCGCUAUCCGCCGUCUGGCUCGCCGCGGCGGCGUGAAGCGUAUUUCCGGUCUGAUCUACGAGGAGACCCGCGGUGUCCUGAAGGUGUUCCUGGAGAACGUGAUCCGUGACGCAGUCACCUACACGGAGCACGCCAAGAGGAAGACCGUUACCGCCAUGGACGUGGUCUACGCUCUGAAACGUCAGGGACGCACCCUGUACGGUUUCGGCGCGCGCAGAGCAGCGUCUACAGCAAACUUCUCCUCGCAGACCGUGUGUGUGUACCGGACCAAACGACAGACAGACAUGGCAGAAGUCGCACCAGCACCCGCAGCAGCCGCGUCGGCGAAAGGCACCCAAGAAGAAGGCAGCAGCCAAGCCCAAGAAAGCGGGACCCAGCGUAGGAGAGCUCAUCGUCAAGGCUGUGACCGCUUCCAAGGAGAGGAGCGGCGUGUCCCUGGCCGCGCUCAAGAAGACGCUGGCGGCGGCGGCUACGACGUGGAGAAGAACAACUCACGCGUCAAGAUCGCAGUCAAGAGCCUCGUCACCAAGGGCACCCUGGUCCAGACCAAGGGCACCGCCCGCCGCGGCGAAGAGCCCAAGAAGGUAGCAGCCAAGAAGGCCGUCGCCGCAAAGAAGUCCCCGAAGAAGGCCAAGAAGCCCGCUACACCCAAAAAGGCCGCCAAGAGCCCCAAGAAGCCAGUUCAGAUGCGGGAGGGGUUCACCAACACAGCUGAUAUAACCUAG